Messenger RNA from Eleginops maclovinus (Patagonian blennie), 5588 nucleotides. RefSeq names its product probable ribonuclease ZC3H12C. The transcript has 6 exons. Gene Ontology annotation, cellular component: cytoplasmic ribonucleoprotein granule; nucleus. Lineage: Eukaryota; Metazoa; Chordata; Actinopteri; Perciformes; Eleginopidae. The coding region runs from base 198 to 2993 and encodes 931 amino acids. The record is from RefSeq and is a predicted model, not a curated record. Gene Ontology annotation, molecular function: mRNA binding; RNA endonuclease activity; metal ion binding.
UGCUGCAGGACCUUUAGGACUUUCACCUGCUGUGUUUUCCAAAAAUCAGGUUUUCCAAGGACUUCAAUGUGUGGAAAUGAGCUGAAAAACUUCCCUUUCUUCUGUGUUUGUUAAUCUUUUAAGCUCUGGCACCAAUGAGUGGAUCUUUGUGAGAGGGCAGCAGUGGGCCCGCUGUGCUGGAUGUCUGUGACACUUCCAUGGGCCAGAAGGACCAUGUGGAGGCAGGAGCGGGACUCAUCCUCGACCUGGGGCUGGAUCUGGAGUACCUCCACGUAGCAGGGGCCGACCGGCAGGCUGGCGGCUCUGACGGGCCCCCUGCCAUGGAGGAGCAGGGGGAGAGCCCCGGCAUCUGCGGCACCACCACCAAUGACCCGGAGGAAAAUGCUGCGUCGGAUGCAGAGUGCGAGCCGGCGCCUUCUCCCAGCGACCCGGACGGAGGGUUAGCUCACGGUAAGAACACGCACCAGCCGCUCUGUCGGACCCAGUGUGUGGACUUGGGCACCGACGGUCCUCCUGAGCUCCCAUCAGAAGUUGAAGAUGAUACCCCCGCCCAGUCUUCACCCAGCUCCCCCUGUAAGCUCCCCCGACCUGAUCCUCCGUGCACCGCCUCCUCACCAGAGCCGGCACUGGAGGGCGGAGGGAAGGAGUACCAGGCCAAGCUGGAGUUCGCCCUGAAGCUGGGAUAUUCCGAGGAGACGGUGCGCCUGGUGCUGUCCAAGCUCGGCCCCGACACCCUCAUCAACGACAUCCUGGGAGAGCUGGUCAAACUGGGAACUAAGUCAGAGGGAGAGCAGCCGGCCGGAUCAUUAGCCUCCACCUCAUCUUCUUCAUCCUCUUCUUCCUCUUGCGGCUGUUCUGAUCUGCUGGAGAGCCAGAGGUCGGACUCGCCCUGUCCAUCAGAGUCUCUGGGCGACCAGGACAACCUGCGGCCCAUUGUGUUGGACGGCAGUAACGUAGCCAUGAGCCAUGGCAACAAGGAAGUGUUUUCCUGCCAAGGCAUCCAGCUGGCGGUUGAUUGGUUCCUCGAACGUGGCCAUCAUGACAUCACCGUGUUUGUGCCGGCGUGGAGGAAAGAGCAGUCCCGCCCCGACGCCCCCAUAACAGAUCAGGAGACCCUGCGGCGCCUGGAGAAGGAGAAGAUCCUGGUCUUCACUCCCUCUCGGCGCGUCCAAGGUCGGCGUGUGGUUUGCUAUGACGACCGCUUCAUCGUCAAGCUGGCCUAUGAGUCAGACGGCAUCAUCGUCUCCAACGACAACUACCGAGACCUGGCCAAUGAGAAGCCGGAGUGGAAGAAGUUCAUCGAUGAGCGGCUGCUCAUGUAUUCCUUUGUCAAUGACAAAUUCAUGCCCCCAGAUGACCCUCUUGGUCGUCACGGCCCCAGUUUAGACAACUUCCUGCGGAAAAGACAUGUCAUGCCUGAGCAGAAGAAACAGCCUUGCCCCUAUGGAAAAAAGUGCACUUACGGCCACAAAUGUAAGUACUACCACCCGGAGAGAGGUGCUCAGCCUCAGCGGGCCGUGGCUGAUGAGCUGCGUGCCAUUGCCAAAACCUGUGUCACCACAAAAAACCAGGGGGACACUGGGCUAGUGAAGAGCCACAGUGUGCCAGCUGGCAGCCUUGAUGCUAAAAAAGGCGCCCAGAAAAGGCAGUCAGACCCUAGCAUCCGAGCUCUGUCGUACAGCGACGCUGAGGAGAAGUUGGCCAGAGGGAGGGCGGAGAGCCAGAGGAGCGGUCUGUGUGGCAGCAGCAGUAGCAGUGGGAGUGUAACCAUGUCUACGGCUCCAGGGGGCCCUCCCUCCAGUUUCAGCCUUCCCCAGGAGCAGCAGUCCAGAUCUGUGACUCCUCAUAGUCUCCCAGCCCCGAGCCACGACCUCUACCCUCACUGUGAAUCUCCAGACUUGAGCUACUACUCGGUGACUCGCGCUUACUCCGGAUUGAGCCUCUCCUCCAGACGCAGCCCGGACUGUCGCUUCCCCAACGACACAGACUUGCGACUGGGCUCGAUGGGCUCCGCCGGCUCCGAGUGCGGCAGCGAAAGCAGCGUGAGUUGCGGCAGCAGCUGCGACUCGUACAGCGAGAGGCCGUGUCCUGCAUGCCCCGCAGACACGUUACUGGAAGACAACGCCCAUUUUGCUAACCCUCACAGCAGAUUGUAUCCCCAUCAUGCCGCGUCAAACCACGAGCUGUGCGGCCUUCAUCCUGCAGACUACGCAAACAUCCAGCACGGCUACCACCUGGCCCGCGGGCAGAGCUGUGCUCACGACCAGCCUCCACCCGAGGCUCCCCCAAAGCGCCCUCUCUACCCGCUGCCUCCUCACCUCCAGCACCAGCCGCUGACCGCUCGCUCAAGCUGCCCGGGCGACUACCACUCAUUGCCCCAGGCCAACCCUCACUCCCCCGGCUCUCCUCUGGGACGCUGCCUGGCUCCGACGCGAGGAGAAAGCGUGUCAGACUCACAUCUGUAUGAACACCACUCUACAUCGCACCAUCACCACCGGACAAAAGCGUUGCCGGGCUGGGAUUCGUACUAUAGGCAGCCUCCGCUACCGCCGUCCAGGUACGAGCCGUCAGCCUAUCAGAGCCUGCCGGACACCCGCCAAUCAUCAUGGCACGCCCCUCCCUGGGCACAGGAAGGCUACACCCAGCACCACUCCUCCCACCCAGCACUCCAUCCAUCCUCCACACAUUACUUGAGCCACCCGCCGCCUCCAGCCCACUCUCCUCACCCUCCUCAUCCAUCCAGCUCUCCUCUCCCGCCGUACCCGCCUCACCUAACAAUGCCCUCCCACGCUACUUCCUCCUACAUGCCGCAGCAUCCAGACUCCCCUGCACACAGCCGCUACGGAGACAUGAGGGAGAAGGUGUACGUCAACCUGUGCAACAUCUUCCCCUCGGAGCUGGUGAGCCGGGUGAUGGCCAGGAGCCCCCACAUCACAGACCCCCAGCAGCUGGCAGCCGCUAUACUUGCAGAGAAAGCCCAAACAGGCUACUGAAAAAUGUGAUUUCUCUUUAGAAUCAGUUUGGUAGUCACAAAAACUGUGGGUGGUAUGCUUCGGUAUGCCUUUGCAACGCUUGAAAGCACGUCGGGUUUGCGUGGUGGAAUUUGAUGUGUUUUUGGAUUGUCUGCAAGGAGAGUUUCUUUUCUUACUGGUCACUCAACUUUGACAACUGUGGGGAGAAAUGUAUGAAAUUGUGAUGACCCAGUAAGAAGUUUUACGUAUAACGAGCUUAUCAUAUGAGUCUUUUCAACUACGAGUAAUAUGAAGGCCCGGUUUUGUUUUGGAGGGACUACACACAUGCAUAAUGUGCAUUGUAGACCCUCGAGAGUUAAGUCACAAAUAUUUUAACGUGAUUUUCAUUUGUUUUGUGAAAAUCCACAUCUGUUACUCCACGGUCAGAUGAGUUUCAAACAACUCUCUGACCACGGUCUGUGUAUAAUAUGAAUAUCUUUGUGUGUGUUGUGCAGCCUCUUGAGGGGCUUUUUUCAUGUUGGUAUAAAAAAUGGGUGAAAGCUGGUUGUCUUAUUUGAGAUAACGUCAGUAUUUGGUCAGAGUUGUAGCUGUAGAGAUGGGUGACCCUGUCGUGUGUACCUUAGUUUUAGUAAGGGACAUCUCUCUUUCUCUCUAUCUGUCUCUCUCUAUCUCUCUGGCCCUUUAAUUUGGGUCAACUCUGGUAUCUGCUACAGACCGAAGAACAUCCGGACAUCAGUGAAUCAAACAUGUAAAUAUAUUUAACAGACUCCCCUUGCUGUGUUUUUGGCUAAGAGCGUCUGCUGUUGUCUGUAGCAGAUCCCAGCUGAAUCCAUGCUAGACGGAGAAAACCUUGUUUGAUACAAAUUGUAUCAUUACCUAAGUCGCUGAUGUUAUAUACAGUACAUGGACCUGUUGAUCCGUAUCUAUCAAACACUCGUGAUGUAUUGCUAUACGAUGAAAUGCAUUGACAAAAGCUUUGUUCCAUUCGAGAUGAUCCAACUUUGAAUCUUGUGGAAGUUGCCUUGAGACAAUUAUUUCAAAUAUGUUUUGAAACAAAAGAAGUUGUCUGCCUACUAUGUUUAGGUUUCACAACUUCUUCUUUAUCCAAGUUUUUUGGGUUUGAAGCUGGCUUAUUUUCUACAGGAGCUCCAAGGAACUCACAUGUAAGAAUUAUGUUUUGGUUAACUGGCCCAUUAGAAAACCAGAAGUCACCUAGUGUGUUAUUUCACCGGGAGGUUGGGGUCGGUUCAUUUGAAGCUUUUUUUUUUGUUGCCUUUUGUUUAGGCCAGGAUGUGCAGAUCCUUUAAAUAACUGUGUAGAAUGCUUGAAAUAGUAGGGAUGUUUUUUCAUUAACUUAUCUAUUAAAUUAAAAGUGGACAGACCCCAGCCCUGUUUAAUUAGUCACAUUUUUUUAUAUUGCAGUCAGUCCCAGAUCCCAUGGCGGCCAUUCUGCAAGUCUGUAACACUCUGCUUCUUCCUGAGUAUUUGGAAAUUUAUAAAAAACAAUUUUGCCUCCACAAAAAAGACGAGGUCUUCAUUAAAAACAAAAGUCAGUAAAGCGAUGUUAAGAACAACAACAUCACCGUAUGGCAGUAAAAGGAAGAUGCUAACACUGCUACACACACAGGAGGUUACCUGAGCCCUUACUAAGCUGAUGCUAACAUUCACUUUGUGAAUACACACCUGACACACUUGAAAGGGAAAUUCGGAUGCACGUUGUACUUGUGCUCGUCGGACGUUAUAUUCUGAAUGUAGCAGAAGCCUAUAAAGUUGUUCUUGAAGUUCAAAAUGGCCGCCAAGGAAUUGAAGAAUACAGAGUGAGCUCGUCAUACAGUUCUUCGAGAGCCAGCUUCAUGAAGCUCACUGGUCUCUUUCCUGUCUAACGUGUCAGAUGGUGCAAAUGAUGAAUAAUUGUACAACGACAUGUGCUGUUGAUGAGAGAGAACUUUUGUGUGUAUUGAAGAAGCGCCUUCUCUCCGGCCUCCUGGCACUGUGUGUCAGUGUGGCCCCUGAGCGUGGGCCCAAAGUAAUGCCUCUUCGUGGCAUUGUGCUAAUGACACAUCCAAUUCUCUGAACUAUGUUCAGCUAACUGUUAUGCAUGUUUUGAUUUCUUUUUCGUGUCUGCAUGUUGUGUUUUAUUUUGUGUACAUACACAGUUGUGUUUCUCUCCAGGACGCUUUGUCUAUCUGUAUAUGUGACAUGAUUGUAGCUGUUGAGAUUAACUUAUACUCAAAUCUGGCUUGUUUUUUCCUGUAUCAGUUAGUAUGCAGAACAACAACCCCUUUGAAGUAAGAAAGUAAAAAACACAUCUGUUCCCAUCAGGCUUGACACUACUCCAAAGAAUUAGGAAGCAUGUUUUAAAUACAUCCCACUUCUCUCCAACAUCCUUUUCUUUGGAAGUGCACACUGCAAUAGAUAGUGAAAUUUGAAACCAUUGUGGUGAAUCUUCACUUUCAGAAGUAUCACAACACCGGCCACAAUCCUACAUCACAACAAUAAGAUGCCUGUUUUUAUUUAUAUUUGCAUUUUGCUAGUAGUAAAUGUAACUGAUUGAUUAUUGUAACAUUCUCAACUGUAACUGUGAUUGUAUAAUAAACAGAAUACUGCUGUAAAACA